GAGCGUCAUCAUCACCCGUCGGAAACACGCAUGCGCACUUUGGCUUCAUUUGCUGAUGCAAGACACUUAUGGUGAAGAGCUGCAGUGCUAUUUAGCUAUUUAUUGUUACUAAGGCGCUUUUGAACACAACAGCUACAGCGACCAUGUCAGAAGACGAGAUCUUAUUUGAUCCCUCCACGACCAAGAAAAAGAAGAAGAAGAAGAAGCCCUUUAUGCUUGAUGAAGAAGGCGAUGGAGUCAGCGAGGAGACGCAGCAGGCAGAGCCUCGGGAAGUCGAACCCGAGGCAGGAGAGGAACGUGAGGUGGAGCCGGAGGAAGAUGAAGGAAGGAAAAAAGAGAUCACAGAUGACUUGGACGAUUUAAAUUUCUUCAAUCAGAAGAAAAAGAAAAAGAAGCCCAAGAAAGUGUUUGACAACGACAUUGAAGAAGGCAUGAAGGAGCUGAAGAUUGAAGGUGAGCAGCCUGAAGUGAUGGAAGAUGAUGACUUAGACCUGAUGUUGCCAACAAAGAAGAAGAAGCCUAAGAAGGUGGAAUUUGACAAUGAAUGUGAUGCGGCUGAGAAGGACGACGCCCUGGAGGAUGAUGAGAGUAAAAAUGCUGAUGGCAUCAUGUUCAGCUCUCAGACUGGUCCAGCUUGGGCAGGCUCAGAGAGAGACUACACAUAUGAUGAGCUGCUAAGUCGUGUCUUUAACAUCAUGAGGGAGAAGAAUCCUGACAUGGUGGCAGGAGAGAAGAGGAAAUUUGUCAUGAAACCCCCUCAAGUGGUGCGAGUGGGAACAAAGAAAACAUCCUUCGUCAACUUCACCGACAUCUGCAAACUGUUGCAUCGACAGCCAAAACAUCUUUUGGCUUUCUUACUAUCUGAGUUGGGAACGAGUGGGUCCAUAGAUGGUAAUAACCAGCUUGUCAUCAAAGGGCGAUUCCAGCAAAAACAGAUCGAGAACGUCUUGAGAAGAUACAUCAAGGAAUAUGUGACCUGUCACACAUGCCGCUCUCCAGAGACCAUCCUGCAGAAGGACACUCGCCUGUACUUCCUGCAGUGUGAGACGUGUCACUCGCGCUGCUCUGUGGCCAGCAUUAAAACAGGUUUCCAGGCCGUCACGGGCAAGAGAGCGCAACUCCGCGCCAAAGCCAACUAACGAGACAACCUCUACUCUUUUUCAUUCUCCUCUCCAUUACCAAACCCUGUGCUGCCCCAUAUGGCCACUUCAACUGCUCAGCACUAGUUUAUUCUGAGUCAUGGACUUUUGAAGUGAACUGGUGGAAAGGUUUAAAGUGGAUUUUUUUUUUUUUUUUUUUUUUGGUUGUAAUCUAAAAGAAAACAUUAAAGUACAAUAAGCAAGAGGGCUGGACAGCUUGAGCCACUGGUUUAAUGAGUCACGUCGCCUCUCUGAUCACAGCUUUUGAUUUCACAAAGUAGUGUGAGAAGCCGGAAUAGGGGCCAGAGCAUUUCAGACUCACAUUUUAUUUGCACAGUGGUAGCAGAUUUCAUUCUACUGUUUUGAUUUUGUUGCAUGAAUAUAGUAGGUGAAAAUCUGGGCGAGUGGCCUGCGUGCUGUCUUCUGCUUUUUAAAACCGAACCACACGGAAUUACAGACCUUUACAGUGACUGAUCGAGUUCGCUCUCUCUAACGAGACCUGAUAAUGAUGAAAAUUUUUGUCCAGCAGGCGUUAUAUAGAUUCCAUUUAUAGUGUUUUGAUUCAGCCUUGAGGGUUUGGAGAGCUCUGCUACCUUUGUGACAAAACUCCACCAGGAGUGUCGAGUGCUGUGCUUAGGAUUUUGGUUGUUUACUGUUUAUUACACAGUUUAAUAAAGGUGACAUCCACAUAUUUGUUUCAAUUGUAUUCACAGAACAGCCCUGCAUAAUAUUGAGAAAUACAGAGCUGUAUGAUUAUGUAGGAUGUAUAAAAAAUAAUGGGGCAGGAGAGAUUAGUGCAGUGUUUCUGAUGAAAAUAAGAUGGAUGUCAUUGUUUAAAACUGAAUUUUUUAAUAAAAAUUUACUCUA
Molecule: messenger RNA, 2006 nt
Organism: Tachysurus vachellii
Lineage: Eukaryota; Metazoa; Chordata; Actinopteri; Siluriformes; Bagridae
Gene: eif2s2
Product: eukaryotic translation initiation factor 2, subunit 2 beta
Exons: 9
Coding region: 144-1139 (331 amino acids)
Biological process (GO): translational initiation; formation of cytoplasmic translation initiation complex; formation of translation preinitiation complex
Cellular component (GO): eukaryotic translation initiation factor 2 complex
Molecular function (GO): mRNA binding; translation initiation factor binding; translation initiation factor activity
Source: RefSeq, a predicted model, not a curated record